AUGACCCCCGUGACGUCACAAAGCCCGCGGGGAGAGAACGCGGCCCUUCCUCCUCGGCUCCCCUUCUGCCGGCCUCCCCCCGUUCCUCGCCUGCCCCCUCCCGACCCCUCCCUCUCCGCUUGCUCCCGGCUCCACGCCCGCCUUCCUUGUACCCACCCACCCGACCGCCCCGCAGCCAAUAGGGAGGCGAGAAGGGUCGGGGCCGCCCGGCGAGGUGCCAGAGCGGGGCCGGGGCUGGGGACAGGGCGGGGGCUGGGGCCCGAGUACCCGGGACCUGCGCCUCGGGCUGCGGGGAAGAGAAGGCGCGGGAGCCGCCGCCGGAGCCGGAGCCGCCCCUGUCGCCCUCCAGCUGCUGCUCCCCAGGGAGGAGCCGACUCCCCGGACGUGCCCGGAAUCCCGGUCAGAAGUUCCAGCCUGCCCCUAUACUCUGAUGCCAUGUCGGCGCCGACUCAGCUGCUUUUCCCCCUCAUCCGUAACUGUGAGCUCAGCCGUAUCUGUGGCACUGCAUGCUACUGCCACCACUCACACCUGUGCUGCUCCCCACCUCCCUUCCCUCUCAGUCGCCUGAGAUACACCCCUCAGAAGGCAUUCUCGACUUUCUGCCGGCCAAAGGAUCACUUCUGGCAGUAUACCCACACGAGGAGAUACGCUACCACCCCUCAGAGAUUUUACCUCACACCUCCACAGGUCAACAGUAUCCUAAAAGCCAACGAGUACAGUUUUAAGGUACCUGAGUUUGACGGCAAAAAUGUAAGUUCUGUUCUUGGAUUUGACAGCAAUCAGCUGCCUGCCAACGCCCCCAUCGAGGACCGCAGGAGUGCAGCAACUUGCUUGCAGACAAGGGGGAUGCUUUUGGGGGUGUUUGAUGGUCAUGCGGGAUGUGCCUGCUCUCAGGCAGUCAGCGAAAGGCUUUUUUACUACAUUGCGGUUUCUUUGUUGCCCCAUGAGACCUUAUUAGAGAUAGAAAAUGCCGUGGAGAGCGGCCGAGCCCUUCUACCCAUCCUGCAGUGGCACAAGCACCCCAACGAUUAUUUCAGUAGAGAGGCAUCCAAACUUUAUUUCAACAGUUUAAGGACUUACUGGCAAGAGCUCAUAGACCUGAACACGGGGGAAACCACUGAUGUCAAGGAGGCUUUGAUUAAUGCCUUCAAGAGGCUUGAUAAUGACAUCUCUCUAGAAGCACAAGUAGGGGAUCCCAACUCUUUCCUCAACUACCUGGUGCUGCGAGUGGCCUUCUCAGGGGCCACUGCUUGUGUGGCCCAUGUGGAUGGGGUUGACCUGCAUGUGGCCAAUACCGGGGACAGCCGGGCCAUGCUGGGGGUACAGGAAGAAGAUGGCUCAUGGUCGGCAGUCACCCUUUCCAAUGACCAUAAUGCACAGAAUGAAAGUGAAGUGGAAAGGCUAAAACUGGAGCAUCCCAAGGCUGAGGCCAAAAGCGUUGUGAAGCAGGACCGGUUACUGGGUUUGCUGAUGCCAUUCCGGGCAUUCGGAGAUGUCAAGUUCAAGUGGAGCAUUGAACUUCAGAAGAGGGUGAUAGAAUCAGGCCCAGAUCAGUUGAAUGACAAUGAGUAUACCAAGUUUAUCCCCCCCAAUUAUUAUACCCCUCCAUAUCUCACUGCUGAGCCAGAAGUAAUAUACCACAGGUUAAGGCCACAGGAUAAGUUUCUGGUGCUGGCGACCGAUGGUCUGUGGGAGACCAUGCACAGGCAGGAUGUGGUUAAAAUAGUAGGCGAGUACCUGACUGGAGUUCAUCAGCAAAGUCCUAUCUCCGUCGGUGGUUACAAGGUAACUCUGGGACAGAUGCAUGGUCUCUUAGCAGAAAGGAGAGCCAAGAUCUCCUCUGCAUUUGAAGAUCAAAAUGCAGCCACCCAUCUCAUUCGUCAUGCUGUUGGCAAUAAUGAGUUUGGGGCUGUUGAUCACGAGCGCCUCUCCAAAAUGCUCAGUCUUCCUGAGGAGCUUGCUCGGAUGUAUAGGGACGACAUCACCAUUAUUGUUGUCCAGUUUAAUUCUCAUGUGGUGGGAGCAUAUCAAAACCAGGAACAGUGAGUGACUAAAAAAUUAAGGCAAUUAGAGAAUGAAAAUAACAGGUUUGAAUGGUGAAGAUAUUAAAAAAAAAAAAUGAACUUGAGAAAUCCUUCCAGUGGGUCAGCCCAUCAAAUCAAGCAUUUACUCAUUUAAAAUCCUAACUAAUAGAAGUGUGCUUCUAGAAUUGGGGAGAAUGUCAGGAAAGGGCCUACUAAACUGACUUCUCUAAAGGUCUGAGAAAAAAAAAUGCUGCCUUAGCUCUGACCAGAUGUGGCCUCCAGUUGAUAAGGAAAAGAUACUUGGAGACCUAUCAAGUUCUCGUUAUGUGUCCUCUAGGGAGGAGAGGCUUAAUUUUACCAGUCUUUGAAAAUAGCUGUGACCUCAGGAUAGGACCUUGACUAGACAGAGUGAAAGGAAUUUGCUGGGUCUGUGCUUACUGUAGAAAGGGAGCAAAAUGUUAUUCAUUUGCAGCCUGAUUUUCUAUAAGAAAAAUAUCUGCUCUACCAAUGAACAAAACUGUUGCUUACUACCAUUUUAAAUUGUGCGCGUCCCUGUAUGUUUUUGUUUAUACAUUGUUCAUAUAACUCUUUCCAUUUAAAUAUGUUAAGCUGUGAGUUAGCAAAACUCAAGCAAUUCAAAUUUAUUCAACCAAUUUGGUUUUAUGACAUUUAAAUGAAAUGAUGCUUUUGGGGAAAAUGUAGCCAAAAUUUGUUCCCUUUCUGACCCACUUACCCUUUCCCCACCACUGCCCCAAUAUCAACUUCCUGUUGGAAUUGAAACAUCUAUUCUUACAGUGAUUUUAAGAAAACAAAAUUUUUGGUUCUCUCAUUUGUUACUGAUAAUAAACAGGAAAAAACAUUGCAUUUCUCUUGUAUGGUGUGAAAAGCUUGGUUCAGCUGCUUAAAGGAGUAAGAGACUUUUUUGACUCCUUUGAAAGAUGUAAGAUAUUUUUUUUAGACCAAGAAAGGAAAAAAACUCAAUUAUCCUCAAGAAUAUCCUCAAGAGCUUUAUACCCUCUGAGUUUAUUUUACAUCAAUGUUCUUUAUUAAAAGAUCUCCAACUAUGGCACGCUAUGAGAGUGGGGAUAGGCCCUUGUUUAUCAUAAAAUCACCAUUUUUUAAUUUUGGUGCUUCUCCAGAAAUUGUUCGCCAACUUUGUAAUUCAAAUCUGCCAUGUAUAUGGCAAGUUACAAAAGGUGGAGUGAGGAAAGGGACAUUUCAAUAUCACCAUAUAGAAAGGAAAGGGAAGAGCGUAUGUUGCCGCCUUCUGCUUCUCCCCUCCUCCCCUGAAAAAACAGGUCAAAAUGUAAACAUCCUUGGUUUGAACAUUACUAAAUGCUUUAUGCAUACUAUGGCUUGUAAAUAGAAAUGUAAAGAAAGAGAUGAAACACCUAAGGAAGGUAAUUACUAUGCAUGCCUGAUACUUAAUAUUGAUCACAGCAUCAUCACCCCCUGCCAUUUUCUACACCUGUGUCCCCAUGUGAUUUCAUUUCUGCUGACCAUAGAAGGAAAGGAAUACAAUCACAACGGAGGGAAAUAUAUUUGUGGUGGCACUUUGAAGCUUAUUUAGUGUAUAUCAUUGGAAAUUUCACUACUGGAUUUAAUUAUGAACUGUGGAUUUAUUUUCUCCAGUCUAAUAUCAGUGAAAAGACUAGCUGUGACUACAGUUGAUUGGCAGGUAGAUUUGGAUAUAAACUGUUCCCAGCUUUCAACAUGCAAUUAGUUGGGGAUAUUUAGUAAUAGAAUAAAAAUUGGACUAGAUGUGCAAGGAUUCUUUCUAGCCUUUGAGCAGUCAGGCUGAAAUAGUGUGGACUGCUAAAUUUGAUUUUGUUUAAAAACUCAAUCAGAAGGCUAGUAGCACAGAGUAAUUUGCUAUUUGAUUUCUGGGUAUGUUACAUAUUUAGUAUUCAGUGGUAUAAAAAGAGAAUCACUAAUGCAUUGUGUACUGUAGAAAUGGAGUUACAUCAACUGCUCUGAAUAAAACCACUGAAUAUCUAGUAAAAUCUUUGACAUUUGUAUAUAGCCCAAUGCUAUGUAAAUUUGGCUUCCCAUUGUCCUAACCAACAUGGUGGCACUUCCCAUCACUUUAUUAAAAACAGUCAUAUUUUGGUCUUCAAUUUGAAAGCUCAGUUCAUUUUCCCACCAAAGACGAAAACCACAGUUUGAAUUUUGACAGCUUUAGGAAUGAGAUAAAUUGGGUGUAAUUGGAGUGUAAUGCCAUCCAAAGCAACUGUGAUCUUACUGUAAUUUGUUGUCUCUGUGUUAUUCUUUAUGCAGAACUAAAAUUCUUGUAUAGGUAAAAAGACUUGUAUCUUUCCAGUUGCCUUGUCUCAUGUGUAAAGUACAGAAUUGUAUGUAAGCUGUUAAAGAAUUUAACCUUUCUUAAAUUUUUCUACUGUUUAAACUUUCUAGCAGCAUAUGCACUUAACUGCUGUAUUUAUAUCUAAUCAGUGGUUCAUUAUAGUAUUUAUAUUUUAAAAAAAGUCCUUAAUGAGUUAAAAAGGGAUCCUGGUACUAUAACAGUACUCAAUAGGAAAACAGCAACAACUUUGUUUCAUAACUGUACAGGGAUAUAUUAAAGUGUUUAUGACUUGGAGAAAUGUUGUUAGAAAUGUCUGGAGUGAAUUAAAGCAUCGUAACUGCUUUCCAAAUGCCUUGUGAUGUGUUUUAAGCAUAAGAAUAUCUUUUAAAACAA
This is a messenger RNA of Vombatus ursinus (common wombat), 4719 nucleotides long. RefSeq names its product pyruvate dehyrogenase phosphatase catalytic subunit 1 (gene PDP1). Gene Ontology annotation, molecular function: cation binding; protein serine/threonine phosphatase activity. The record is from RefSeq and is a predicted model, not a curated record. Gene Ontology annotation, biological process: protein dephosphorylation. Lineage: Eukaryota; Metazoa; Chordata; Mammalia; Diprotodontia; Vombatidae.